Molecule: messenger RNA, 2758 nt
Organism: Thrips palmi
Lineage: Eukaryota; Metazoa; Arthropoda; Insecta; Thysanoptera; Thripidae
Product: activating signal cointegrator 1 complex subunit 2
Exons: 15
Coding region: 213-2426 (737 amino acids)
Biological process (GO): regulation of DNA-templated transcription
Molecular function (GO): ubiquitin binding
Source: RefSeq, a predicted model, not a curated record
GGUGAAGGGUAGUCCCAGGUAGUCCGCUGUCUUUUGUUUGUUUGUGGUGGUGGUGUCUGUCAAAAAGGCAGAAAGGACUUACUUUAAUCAUUUUCUGUUUGUCUUGCUGUGUGAUUUUGCGCUUGGAAGUAUAUUUUAUUUUACACUUGACCACAAACUUCUUUGUGCCUUGCAUUCGAUUCAUUUGGAGUGGCCCCUAUCUUUUUAAGACUAUGAAUGGAAUAGUUCAAGAUGAGCCUGCUGUUAAUAAAUGGUGGUGUGCUAACCGGACGAGAGUUUUGUAUGCCCCCGUUCCAAAGCUUUCGGAGGACAGUCUUUCAGCACGGGAAGAGGAGGAGACAUGGCUCAAACGCAAUCUGCGGUUUCAGACAGAAAUUACAUGGCUCCUGUCUCUUGAGCACCACAGGUUUUGGUCCCAGAUUUUGUUCAGUGCACAUUCCAUGGAUGGUUUGAUAUCAUUUCUUCAGGAAGCUCUUCCUUACUAUGUGCUUCCUGAAUUCCUGGUAGCUCCCCGUUUGGAGGAGGCCUACCAUAGAACAGCGGAGCUAGUGUUUCAAGCAUUUAUGAGACUAGGUGUAUUUGAUUCUAAGUUUCUCAGUUAUUUUCCUGUACAAAAGCAAGCUGAACUUGUUUAUGAACAUCAUGUUUUCACUCUACCAAUAAUCCUAGACCUGUGCCACUUAUUUGGGAGAGAAAAUCGCCAAGCUAUAUCCAGCCUUGUGGAGAUAUUAUUUAGGAAUCAGCCUAGAUAUUUGACUGACAUUCCACAAAUUGUAACAUUCUUAGAAGAGGCAUUUAAGAUACUUACUCAUAGCUUUUGUGGGGCUGCCUCUAUUCUUAGUGUCUAUGGAGAACCUGCUCCUUUGGCCUUUGGUAAUGACCAAACUCGUCUAGAAGACAUGUCAUCUGAGCAGUGUAGAGAUAAGUUGCUUUAUCUUCUAGAUACUGUUGCCACUGGGGCUGCAUUUCUAGACUUAUGCAGCCCUGCAAGUCAUGAUUUUCGUAGGCGGCAUUUUCAUAGCAGGCUGGCUAUGUUUUACAAUGAAGCUAUACCUCGUGUGGAAAAGAAAAUAGAAUCCAUUGGCUGUAGUGAGGACCAAAUUUCCCAAUAUGUAGAUCUUAAACAUAAACUAAGCCUUGCUAAGAUGGAAAUUUUACGACUUUUUAAAUCAAUAAGUCUAAGUUAUGUUCAGAGUCUACUUGAAAACAGAGAUGACAUGAGUGAAGAAGAGCUAAAGAAAAGUGUGGAUGACUACAUGACAAUGCUGACAGACUGUCUUUCUGAGCAGACUUUUGUGAGAGAUUACAAUGCUGUGUAUGGAAUAGACAAUGAUCUGGAUACUAUAGCUCAGAUCUCUCCUGAUCUUGAUACAAUAAAAUACAAUUAUCUUAUGGAAUCAGUAUUAUCUUCCUAUUCUCUUCCCAAGAAGAAGGAUCUGAAUGCUACUUGUUUUAAGCCCAAAUCCUCUUCUCAAGCUAAAACAAACCAGUUACUAGUUGAAGAUGGGCCAUCAACAAGCUCAUCAAGCUCUGCUACAGGGAACUGUCCAUCGGGAGUUGAGCUGGAUUCAUUAAUAUCAGAAGUUAAAGACAUCUUACCUGAUCUUGGGGAUGGUUUUGUGCAGCGUUGUCUACAGCAUUUUAAUUAUCAAAGCCAUGCUGUGAUAAAUGCAGUACUUGAAGAUUCUUUGCCUCAAGAAUUAAGCAAUCUUGAUAGAAGUGCUUCUCACAUCACAGGUCUCUUGAAUGAAAAGGAUCCAUCAACUGUGAAGAGGUACAAUGUUUUUGAUAAUGAUGAAUUUGAUAUUAUGACCAGAGAUCAUAUUGAUACCUCAAGAGUCCAUAAGGGCAAAAGGAAAAAUUUACCGAAGAAUGCAUUUGAUCUAUUAAAUGACAAAACUGAGGUAAAGGCUCUGAGGGACCUUUAUCAUCGCUUUGGAACUGUUGACACAACAGGAAGUAUGUAUGAUGAUGAAUAUGAUGACACAUAUGAUGAUGAUCUGGCAAUUGAAGAAGCUGGAGAAAUUGAACAGAGACGAAAUUUUGUUGUGCCACGCGUUCUUCGAUCAAAUGAAGAGGUUGAAAGUGAGGAAGUAAGUGGAAAUGAGGAGAAUGACACAGAAAAGAUUCCUCCACCCAAAAAUGCAUUCUGUGAGGAUCCUGCAGCAGUUCGAGCGAGGAGGGAAAGGCAGUGGGCUGACAGGAUGCAGCAAAGAGGUGGUGGAAGGAGCAAGGGGAAAAGCGGUGGUAGUUCUUCUAGUGGUGAAAAGAAAUUUGAUGUUGUUGGUAAACCUAAAGGGCAAGGCCAAGAUAAGCAAGUUACACAAAAUCGAGACCACAAAAAUACAAAUAAAUCUGCAAGGGCCAAUCAUAAUCGAAGAUCUGGAGCAUCUCAUAAAAGAAACCAAGGAAUGAUACCAUCAUAAUUUGAUUGAUAGCUAAUUUUGUGUUCCUUUCAUUCAUCUCAAAGAAACUUGGAGUUUGAUGUGACAUUGCUGGAAAUCUCAAUUGAGGCUGUGCAUGAUUGAAAGAGCCUCUAUUCCUCCAUAGAUUUUUAACUAAUCCUAACUGAUGUGACUGUUUGGAUAAUUGGUUUGAUUGAUACAUUUGAGACACAUUAAGAGAAAUACCAAUACUUGAUGGUAGUAGCAACAUAAGUACCCUGUUACCCUCUGCUGGCUCAGAUAUUGUUGCAAGUUGCAAAAAGUUUCAGGUUUAUAAAAUUAUUGCUUUUGGGAGAUUAAAGUUAUUUCUUUUA